UUGCGAAUCUUGAAUAUUUUAUUAUCGAGUCAUGCGCAACAAGGAAUUGGCGUGAUUUUUUUAAAUCAUCAUUUUAAAAAUGCAGCUGACAUACCGGAAGAAUUUUUUGUCAAAAACGUUCGUUUGAGAGGUUCAGUGAAGGAUGUGACUCCUGGAGGUCGGUUAAUUGUGGAUCAUUUUCCGAUACUCAGGUUUUUUACUAAAAGUAAGAAUAUUUCAAAUAUCAAAAUUGGUUUGGCGGGAGUCAAUAUAACGGAUAUUGGCGAAGAUUGGCUACGAAAAACGCUUCUAAAUCGUCCGGUGUGGUUCACGCUAUUAGAAAGGUCAAAGGACGAUGUUGCACUCUGCGAAGUUCUCUCAAAACGGAAGCUCUUUUAUGGUCUGCAGUACAGCGUGAAUCGCGAAUUGGUCAGAAAAGGUUAUGGUAAAGUUCUUCCUGUGAGCGACAACGAACACUGGUCUGCUGUACAGAAGGUACCGAGGUACUCCCGCCUGAUGCAAGAACUGCUUAUCAGUGAGCAAUAUGCCGAUCUUCGUGGCGUAGGUGUUUGGGAACGAGAGAAAGCCGUUGAAAGGAUUGCCAGCUACCCUAGCCAGCUACGGGCAAUAGUCGUCAACUCCAACUUCGCCAGUUUGCUGGUGUUGUUGUACGGCAUGGAAACAGUUGGUCUAACGAACGAGCAGGAACGAUGGUGUGGCUGUGUACAUCUGCGUUUGCUUCGACGCACAAUGACAGUUAAGUAA
Soboliphyme baturini is the source of this 744-nucleotide messenger RNA. The record is from the annotation of a GenBank genome assembly. Lineage: Eukaryota; Metazoa; Nematoda; Enoplea; Dioctophymatida; Soboliphymatidae.